Molecule: messenger RNA, 305 nt
Organism: Dentiscutata erythropus
Lineage: Eukaryota; Fungi; Glomeromycota; Glomeromycetes; Diversisporales; Gigasporaceae
Source: the annotation of a GenBank genome assembly
AUGAAAGCUUCGGGGAAACUAGCUCAGGUGGUAGAGCUGAAGUUUGUGAAUCGGCAAUGGAGAUUGAAAGGAAUAAAAGAGGCAGAUUGGAUGUAAGGAAUAAGGCGGAUGAGUUAGGGAAGAGCGAAGUAAAAGGAAAAGAGGUAAAUGUGAAAAACGAUGUUGAUGAUGAGGUAAUGAAUCAAGUGGGAAAUGAUUAUGCAAAUGAUAAAAAGAAAACGAAGAUUAGUGAAAGUCUUGCUGGAGAACUUGUGGAAAAUUAUGCGGAUUUGGGAAUUGGUUGUACAAAUUAUGUUGGAGAAUAG